This is a messenger RNA of Pangasianodon hypophthalmus (striped catfish), 1421 nucleotides long. RefSeq names its product transmembrane protein 19 (gene tmem19). NCBI's taxonomy places the organism in Eukaryota, Metazoa, Chordata, Actinopteri, Siluriformes, Pangasiidae. The record is from RefSeq and is a predicted model, not a curated record. Gene Ontology annotation, cellular component: membrane. Bases 234 to 1202 code for a protein of 322 amino acids. The transcript is spliced from 7 exons.
GAGUGCUACUGUAACUGACAGGAAAGCAGUAGAAGAAGAACAGUACGCUAUAUGAAUAGAUGUGUGCUGUAAUCACAAUGAGAGUUUCGUGUUAUAUCUAUUUAAUGAAAGUUUCUAGCUUUUAACAUGGAACAAGCACCACAGCAGCAGCACGGUUUCCUCUACUGCAGCUGCACCUCUCAAAAGGAGUAACACGUUUUGUGGAUGACAAACUGCUAAAGAAGUUUGUCAAGAUGAUGACUGAUCUCAUAGUGUUGUGUUUCACUUUGGCCAUCUCCUUGUCCUUUUGGAUCAUAUCCAUAGCUAUCAGCACUUACUCCGGUACAUUGCAGCCUGUGUCUCCAUGGCGAUGGCUGUUCUCAGUUCUGGUCCCGCUUAUUAUCACGUCUCGCGCUUUCAAGAAAAAGAGUCUCGAUUUUGGUGGUUGUUUGGGAGCAUUACUGGUUGGUUUUAUUCUCACCUUGGCCAACAUGAGCUUCCUGGCAGCUUUGUUUGCUUUCUUCAUCACCUCCAGCAAACUGACACGAUGGAAGGGUGCGGUCAAGAAACGCAUCGACUCAGAAUAUAAAGAAGGUGGCCAGAGGAACUGGAUACAGGUUUUCUGUAAUGGAGGUGUGCCGACAGAGCUAGCUUUGCUAUACAUGAUAGAAGUCGGUCCAGGAGAGAUGCCAGUAGAUUUUACGGUGCAAUACUCCGCAUCGUGGAUGUGCUUGUCACUCCUGGGAGCUUUGGCCUGCAGUACGGGUGACACUUGGGCUUCAGAAGUAGGUCCUGUUCUCAGUAAGAGCCAACCCAGGCUCAUUACCACAUGGAAGGAAGUCCCAGCAGGUACCAAUGGAGGAGUGACCAUCGUUGGUCUUGUAGCUAGCUUGCUUGGUGGAGCCACUGUGGGCGUGGCUUACUUCAUUUCUCAGCUCCUGAUGGUUAGCGAUCUGCAUUUGGCAGCCCCUCAGUGGCCUAUUGUCGUGUAUGGUGCUGUGGCGGGCUUCCUCGGCUCAUUGCUUGACUCUUUGCUGGGUGCAGUCAUGCAAUAUUCAGGCUAUGAUGAAAGCACUGGGAAGGUUGUCAACUUUGAGUCACCAAAAGUAAAGUGGAUAUGUGGGAAACCUAUUUUGGAUAACAAUGGUGUAAACCUCUUCUCCUCAGUCCUCAUAGCUCUGAUCCUGCCAGGAAUUGCAUGGGGCGUCUGGCCCACGCGCUGAUCCACUAAAGGCGACCAUGCACAACUGCAACUGGAUUUGCAACAAAUGUGCUUGCAAGCCAUUUACAUGCCGCUAGCUAGAAUGUUUUUAAUUUGGGAUCAUUAUGGACCUAACCUGGAGAUUAAAUCUUUAGAUCAAAAUCCAUCUGUGAUGAUUUACUGUGAAUGUUCAGUGUUGUUACUGUUUUAGUGAUUCUUAUUAAAGAUUUUUUAAAAGACA